Messenger RNA from Knipowitschia caucasica, 318 nucleotides. The record is from the annotation of a GenBank genome assembly. NCBI's taxonomy places the organism in Eukaryota, Metazoa, Chordata, Actinopteri, Gobiiformes, Gobiidae.
AUGCAGCUGGAUGAACACAUGCAGCUGGAGAAACACAUGCAGCUGGAGGAACACAUGCAGCUGGAUGAACACAUGCAGCUGGAGGAACACAUGCAGCUGGAUGAACACAUGCAGCUGGAGGAACACAUGCAGCUGGAGGAACACAUGCAGCUGGAUGAACACAUGCAGCUGGAGGAACACAUGCAGCUGGAGGAACACAUGCAGCUGGAGGAACACAUGCAGCUGGAUGAACACAUGCAGCUGGAGGAACACAUGCAGCUGGAGGAACACAUGCAGCUGGAGGAACACAUGAACACAUGCAGCUGGAGGAACACAUGA